UUCAAGGCCUUCAUUCCUAUUCCCCUUCCUAAUUGUUCAUUCAACUUGAGCGUUCCAUUCAAAUUGCUCUUUGUCAAAAGACACUUUUUUUUUUUUUUUGGUGUGGUUUGCUCAUCUCUUGUACUUCUCAUUUCAUCACAUCUCUGAUCUUUCCAAUCUUCUCCUCAUAGAUCUUGAUGGUGGCCUUCCCAACCGAUGAGGGAGACUCCUUUUCUUCUUCCACUCAUAGGGGGGACUAUGAUGUCUUCUUGAGUUUUAGGGAUGAAGAUACUCGCCAUGGUUUUACUGGCUAUUUAUAUCAGGCUUUGUGUGACAAAGGUUUCAAGACCUUCAUUGAUAAUAAAGAUCUCCAAAGAGGUGAAGAAAUUUCAGCAGAACUUAUCAAAGCCAUUAAAUCAUCAAUGAUUUCAAUUAUCAUAUUCUCUCAAAACUUUGCAUUUUCCACUUGGUGCCUUGAAGAACUUACCAAAAUUAUUGAGUGUAAGAAAAAUGGACAAAAAGUUUUACCAGUUUUUUACAAAGUGGAUCCAUUUGAAGUACGCAAGCAGGAAGGUAGUUUUGGAUUAGCACUAACUACACAUGAAAAAAAAUUCGAGAAUAACAUAGAGAAAGUGCUGAGGUGGAGGGCAGCUUUAUAUGAAGCAGCUAGUUUGUCUGGAUGGCAUUAUGAGGAUGGAGUAUUAUAAAUGGGUUAGUGACGUAGGAUGAAGAGGCGGCAAGUGGCAUGAGGCGAAGAACAAGAAGAAGG
Quercus lobata is the source of this 748-nucleotide messenger RNA. Its product is annotated as TMV resistance protein N-like. NCBI's taxonomy places the organism in Eukaryota, Viridiplantae, Streptophyta, Magnoliopsida, Fagales, Fagaceae. The record is from RefSeq and is a predicted model, not a curated record. The coding region runs from base 177 to 686 and encodes 169 amino acids. The transcript has 2 exons. Gene Ontology annotation, biological process: signal transduction.